GAGGUCAAGCCACUGCGCAGCACUACAGAGAGCCGCAACUCGCAGAACACGCGAUGCCUCCGGAGCUGGAGUGGAGGGACAUCUCUGACCCUUUGGCGCACUGCUUGGCAGCAGGCUCCUUGCUCCUCACCGGCUUGCCUGGGACCGGCAAAACCCACCUAGCUCAGCGCAUCGUGGCCGUGCUGCGGGAACAAAAGCAAGCCGUGCACAUCGUGGCCAAGACGCACUGCGCCGCGCAGAACCUGGGCCAGGGAGCCCGCACGGCUGACCACUGGCUGCGGAAGUUUGUGCGCCACGGGAACGUGCGCCUGAUUGAUUGGCUGGCGGUCGAAGAAAUUACGCAGCUGGACACCGUGCUCUGGAACGACAUUGCGCGCUUGGCCCUGAACACCCGCAUCCGCUUCAUUCUCCUGGGCGACUUCCGCCAAUUGCCCGCCGUGCUAGAUAGCUUUGCCGGCGCCGAAGUUCAGCGUGAGCUCCAGCACGUAAUCUUCGACUUUUUGCGCUGGCUGCGUAUUGAUGAGCCGGAUGAGACCCCACUGAACCGCGCUCUCUGCGAAGCUUGGGCCAAGUUCCCGGACAAGCGCAUCACACCAGACACGGCCCUGGCAAUAAGCCAUUGGCAUCGCACUCAACUGAAUGAGUCAAUAAAUCGGACCACAGCCCCUGCAGGCGCAAUACUCUUCGUAUAUUCCCCUAGCGAGACCACCAAGAAUUUGACCAAUAAGCCACAGACCAUGCGGAUCUGGCCGGGCAUCCGACUGGUGGGCGCGGGCGGCAAGAUUUGCAAAGGCACGUUUGCAACGGUCAAAACAUGCGGCGAUGAAGCCGUGGAGCUAGAGGACGGGCACUUGUACGUGGGAAGCUCCAGAGCGACCCGCUCGGACCUCUUGUCUGCGCAGACGCGGAUGCCGAAACUUCUCGAGCUCUUCAGCGGGACGGGCUCGAUUGGCAGGGCCUUCCCGGCUAGGGGCUGGGAGGUCGUUUCCGUAGACCUGGACCCCAAGUUCCAGCCCACCAUCUGCUGCGACAUCAUGGAAUUGGACGAGGCGGCCCUGGGGCACAGGAACCUCGAGGCCGGGGAUCGGCUGGUGUUGCGCACGCUACAAAUCAUCGAGAACCUGCGCCCCAGGUGGUGGGCUUUUGAAAACCCGCAGACGGGCCUGCUCAAGACGCGGCCGAUGGCCUCGGAGACCAUGUGCCGCAAGGACGACCGCUGCGAGGCCUUCGCGGAUGGCAUCCACCCCGAGUGCCCA
Symbiodinium pilosum is the source of this 1256-nucleotide messenger RNA. NCBI's taxonomy places the organism in Eukaryota, Dinophyceae, Suessiales, Symbiodiniaceae. The record is from the annotation of a GenBank genome assembly.